AUUGCUUGUGAGUUACAGACAUUGGAUAUGGAAAGGCAGUAGAAUUUCUCUCCCAUCCACUCAUUGUUUCAAUCAUAGCCACUCCAAUUCCACUUCAGAGCCACCACCAAUCUCCUUGCCCCACAAUACUACUACCAUCCUCUUGUCGAUGUUUUGAUCCAGCUAUCUGAUAUCUCAAAGCAUUUGGGGCAAGUGAUGAGAGAUAAGGGAUCCCCUUCCCCUUUCAUGUAUGUCUACUAGCUAUGCUCUCAAUUUGCUACUCAAGAUCCAUCUCUUGUAAAUUAAACCCUCUUCCUCCCUUCUUUGAUCCCCUCGACGCGUGAAGAGACAUCGAUCGUCCAUUGCUAGUGUGCGAUCUAGGCUAAAUUUUUGGCACAAUGGCAACGCAAGCUUUACGUCAUGAUCAGCAUAUUUGCUAUGUCCAGUGCAUCUUCUGCAACACCAUCCUUGUGGUUUGUGUUCCACGAAACAGCUUGGCCAACAAUAGCAUUGUGACAGUAAAAUGUGGACAUUGCUCAAGCCUUCUCUCUGUGAACAUGGGAGCCUUGCUUCAAACACUCACUUUUCAUGAUCAUUUUCAGAAACAAAACAUGGCGUCUCAUAGAGGGAAAAGGAUGGAACAUGGUUCGCCUUCCAAAAGCACAAGGCCUUCCUUUCUGUACACAAUGCCAAAGGAUCAAAAACAAAUGCUCCUGCCGCCACCUGAGAAGCGACAACGUGUUCCUUCUAUGUAUAACAGGUUUAUCAAAGAGGAAAUACAAAGGAUAAAGGCAAACAAUCCAGACAUCAGCCACAGAGAAGCUUUUAGUACUGCAGCAAAAAAUUGGGCUCACCUUCCUCACAUUCAUUUUGGGUUAACGUUGGAUAGCAAUAAGCAAAAGGAGACCGAUGAAGCCAUUAUGGCUGCACCAGCAAGCCAACAAUUAGACCAUGAGAACUUCUUCUGAU
Zingiber officinale is the source of this 948-nucleotide messenger RNA. RefSeq names its product axial regulator YABBY 5-like. Gene Ontology annotation, cellular component: nucleus. The transcript is spliced from 6 exons. The record is from RefSeq and is a predicted model, not a curated record. Lineage: Eukaryota; Viridiplantae; Streptophyta; Magnoliopsida; Zingiberales; Zingiberaceae. Gene Ontology annotation, biological process: cell fate commitment; multicellular organism development. Bases 378 to 947 code for a protein of 189 amino acids.